UGUUCAUACAAUGGAAGUCAAUGGGGUUCGGUGUUGUUUGAUUAUCAACAUUCUUCAAAAUAUCUUCUUUUGUGUUCUUAAGAAAACAAACUCAGCAGGUUUGACCAGACACGAGGGUGAACGGGUUAAAUGUUUAUUAGAUUAUUUAUAUAGUUUUCCCAGUAAUAAGCCACUUUUGUCAUCAAACAAUAAUUUACAAUAAUAAAUCUAAACUGCUGUUGUACACCCGGUUAACAUUCAUUAUGUGAAUUUCUUUUUAAAAUGUUAAUGAGCAAAACACAUCAAAGCAGUUCUUUGAAAAACAACAGGUUAUGGAACUGGUUAGAUGUAUGAAAUGUUUCAUGACAGUAGGAUUCUUGUGAGAUAAGGGCGGCUCCAGCGUUAACAGCAAAAGAGGUGCAAACGAAGGCUUGGUUUCGACUGAAACGUGUGGACUCCUCCUCUCAUGGGAAGAGUUACUGAGCAACCGGCCCCCACAUCACAAGAGCAACAAGCACUGACACUAGUCAGAAGUCAACGCUAACGUUUCUGCUCACGGUCGUGAGCGUUAAACCGAGGUCAUGCUGAAAGUGACAUUCCACGGGUGUGUUUGUGAAUGUUUAAUCUCGUGCCCGCAAACCCGAGGGGACAUCGAUUGAACCGAAGGGAGAUCUCCAAGCUGCUCUUCCAAUGUAGGACUAUUAUGGUCCAACUUGAGAGCGCCAAGUGCAGUUUUCUCCUCUGCCUUGGUAUCAGCAUCAUCUUCUGUUCCGCCAUCUACCUGAAAGCCAAAAUAUCCAACGCACCCCACGCUUCCGUCUCAACCUGUCAACUCCUGCCUGAAAACUGCCCCAUUCUUCCGUCGCCGACGCCGGCCUUCAGAUGGGAACGACAAGAAUGUACCGUCAACUACAUCAUUCACACCAAAGCCAACUGCAGUCGACUGCGAUGGGAACUUCAUUUCAUCACGGUGCCGUUAAGCAAAGAAGAGAAGGACUUCCCUUUAGCCUUCAUCAUCACCAUACACAAAGAACUGGAAGCAUUCGUUCGGCUUCUGAGGGCCGUCUACACGCCACAGAACGUCUACUGCAUUCACGUGGACGCUAAAGCAUCUGCAGACUACAAGACGAGCGUUUGGAAUCUCGUCAGGUGCUUCCCAAACGUCUUUCUGGCCAGCGUCAGUGAAAGAGUGACGUACGCUGGCUUCUCCCGUCUGAAGGCGGACAUCAACUGCAUGAAGGACCUCAUGAGAUCUCGGGUCAAAUGGAGGAGAGUGAUCAAUUUAUGCGGACAGGAUUUCCCCAUUCAGACCAACCUGGAGUUGGUCCGGUACAUGCGGGGAUCUGAAUGGAGAGGUAAGAACAUGGCGCCGGGAGUCAAACAGCCAUCGUACAUACGCCACAGAACUCGGCUUCAAUACGAAGAGGUCAAGGACUCUGUGGCACCGAGGGGCAAAGGUCAAACCAAGGGGCCACCUCCACACAACCUGACCAUCUACUUCGGGACUGCCUAUUAUUCUUUGACAAGAGCGUUUGCGCAGUAUGUACUCGACAGCGCGGUGGCCAAAGACCUGCUGAGCUGGUCUAGAGACACCUUCAGUCCAGAUGAGCAUUACUGGGUGACUUUAAACCACCUGGAGGAUGCGCCAGGCAGUGAUGUGAACGGUGGGUGGGAAGGAAACAUUCGUGCUAUCAAAUGGAAGGAUCAGGAGGGAACGUCACACUGGGGAUGCAAAGGGCGAUACGUCAGGGAUAUCUGCAUCUUCGGGACUGGGGACCUGCCGUGGGUGGUGGAAAAAUACAGCAUGUUUGCUAAUAAAUUUGAGACUACGAGCUUCCCCGAAGCUUUGGACUGUCUGGAAUUGUGGCACAGACACAAAGUUCUCCAGCAAGCAUCGGUUCCCGUUCAGCCGUCGUGGCAGCUCAUCACAGAGGUCCCUGAAAGCACUGCAAGUCAACCACAGAGCAGCACUUCAUCAAAUCACGGGAUCAUUCCUGUCUAUGUGAAACUAUAGCUCAUGAUGUGUUAGGGCUGUGAGGGACAUGAUGGAUGAGUUAAUGUUGAGUGUGUCUCAGGCAUCCAUCAUGUCGCUUUAUCAAUGUACACUUUAGCAGACUUCAUUUGGAAAAACUGCCUUUGGUUUUACUUGCUGUUGUUUUAGUGUGAACUUUACUUUAUUGCUCUUAUGAUGAUGAUGAUGAUGAUGAUGAUGAUGAAAGUAAUCCUUCCCAAUAACACUUCUAGCACUUUUUACACUUGGCGACUGGAGAUUAGAAUGAACCAAUUUUCGAUGUUGUUGAAAGCUAUGUUGAAAAUGUGGAUUGUGCAUUAGAAAUGGGAGAGUUUUGCUCCGGAAUCAAAGCGUGCGGUUCUAUCAUCCGCCCUUCUUGGU
Messenger RNA from Triplophysa rosa, 2371 nucleotides. RefSeq names its product glucosaminyl (N-acetyl) transferase family member 7 (gene gcnt7). The transcript is spliced from 4 exons. Bases 596 to 1993 code for a protein of 465 amino acids. The record is from RefSeq and is a predicted model, not a curated record. Lineage: Eukaryota; Metazoa; Chordata; Actinopteri; Cypriniformes; Nemacheilidae. Gene Ontology annotation, cellular component: membrane. Gene Ontology annotation, molecular function: acetylglucosaminyltransferase activity.